Molecule: messenger RNA, 771 nt
Organism: Symbiodinium sp. CCMP2592
Lineage: Eukaryota; Dinophyceae; Suessiales; Symbiodiniaceae
Source: the annotation of a GenBank genome assembly
AUGUAUUGCAAUCACUGGUGCUUCAACGACUUCUACCUGGAGCCGUCUCCUGGAGGGGCUUUGGCUGAGACAAGCGAUCGACUCUCUAAAUGCUUUUCCAAUUAUUGCCAGCCGAUGAAGAUGAAAUGCGCAAAGCCGUUUGGCGAAUUCCCCAAUUCCUGCAUUGGUGAGCUGACGUUCGGUCACAACAAGUACAUGGCUAUCUAUGCCUUUCGGACCGAGGCAGGCCCUGGCAUGUCGCAGGUGGUUAUCGAGAGCAGGAUCAGUGGGUAUUCGUACGAAGGCAACCGUGCAAUUUGCACAGCUGCGUGGAAUGUCACCUACGGCAAUUGCUUCGGCCUCUCCACCGCGUCGGUCGGCGAAGAAGUGCCCGAGCCCGCUAUCGAACCGCCAGAUCUGCCCGAAUACGAUUACAAGUUCCCACACGUUGGGCCCACCACCACAAGGACUUCAGUUACUCAGACCACAUUGACACAGACGACAGUCACACAGACAACCUUGACCUCGACCGAGACGACAUUGACAAGCACAACUGUAACCUCGACUACAGUCACUACGUCUACCAUAUCGACCACCUCUAUGACCACCGUGACUCAAACAACCACCAUGGUUCCGGAGGAGCAAGGCAGCUGGUUUCCUUUGGGGCUGGCCCUUGCUGCGCUGUUGGCUGUGUCUGCUGGCUUCAUCAUCCUCAGGGGCAGGCGUGACGUCGAAGCGCAGCGGCUUCGGGACACUCGGGAAGUGGAACUUCCGACAAUGAACAGAAUGUGA